GCAUUCAAGAAUGCUGAUGUGAAUUUUCCGUACAGCAUAAACCCCAGGAGCCGAAAAGUAGGGAAACGGUCAGUCGUAUUUCGAUCUUGGAGUUACAUGUUGCCAAUAGUCGCCGGACUUAUAUUGGAGGUUAUAGGAUAUUUGGGCCGCAUUCUUUUACACGAUAAUCCAUUCAGCUUCGAUGCUUUCUUGAUGUAUUUGAUAUGUCUUACCAUUGCUCCGGCAUUCUUCACAGCUGGCAUCUAUCUAUGUCUCGGCCGUAUUAUCACUGUUUACGGCGAGGAAUUCUCACGCUUAAAACCAAGGACGUAUACCUACCUAUUCGUGUCUUGCGAUCUGAUUUCCCUUAUCCUGCAAGCGGCCGGUGGAGCCGUCACUUCAAGUGCCGAUGAUCAGUCACUUCACGAUACUGGUGUCAACAUCAUGAUUGCUGGACUGGUCUUUCAAGUUGCAUCCUUGAUAGUGUUCUCUGUUCUAGCGAUUGAAUAUGGAGUCCGGGUUUUACGAGGAAGACGCCAGCAUUCUCCUACUCAGGACCGGCGGGCAAGCUGGAUGAGGAGAUCAUUCUUGCUUGGCUUAGCAACUGCUGUUUUAACUAUAUUGAUUCGAUCUGCCUUCCGAGUGGCUGAGCUCCAGGGUGGAUUUCACAGUAAACUGGCCAACGACGAAAUAGCGUUGAUGAUCCUCGAAGGUGCCAUGGUUUCAAUUGCGUGUAUUUGCUUGACUGGUUUGCAUCCCGCUCUUCUUGUGGGCAAAAAAUGGAGGACGCUUCAGACAAUUGCACCGGGCUCUGAAGUGGAGAAAUAG
Molecule: messenger RNA, 807 nt
Organism: Penicillium samsonianum
Lineage: Eukaryota; Fungi; Ascomycota; Eurotiomycetes; Eurotiales; Aspergillaceae
Product: RTA1 domain-containing protein
Exons: 3
Cellular component (GO): plasma membrane; fungal-type vacuole
Source: RefSeq, a predicted model, not a curated record